Molecule: messenger RNA, 1028 nt
Organism: Podospora pseudopauciseta
Lineage: Eukaryota; Fungi; Ascomycota; Sordariomycetes; Sordariales; Podosporaceae
Gene: RIP1
Product: Cytochrome b-c1 complex subunit Rieske, mitochondrial
Exons: 4
Coding region: 215-901 (228 amino acids)
Biological process (GO): mitochondrial electron transport, ubiquinol to cytochrome c
Cellular component (GO): membrane
Molecular function (GO): quinol-cytochrome-c reductase activity; 2 iron, 2 sulfur cluster binding
Source: RefSeq, a predicted model, not a curated record
CCACCUUUGCCAGACGUUUGACAUUUGGUGCACAGGCCAAGUUCACAACUGGUCGGGAAAUGUGGGAACAGCUCGGCCCAGAGAAAGCGAAAGUGAGACUAACCAAAAAACCUCAGUCCACGGACGCCGACGUCGACUUUGUGUGUCUCUAUCUCCUCUCUCCCCUCUCCCUACCACUACCGCUCUUUUUUUUUUUAAAGAAGCAGAAGCAACAAUGGCGCCCCUCUCGACCGUGACGCGCGCCCUCGCCCGGCCCUCCGUCCUGCGUGUUGCCGCCCGCACCAUCUCGACGACCCCGGCCGUCCGCGGCGACUCUUCCUACUCUAGCCCUUUCAAGGGCGAGAGCAACAGCACCAAGGUGCCGGAUUUCUCAAAGUACCUGUCGGACAAGAAGCCGAGCUCGAAUGCGCUGAUUAGCUAUUUCAUGGUGGGCACGUUGGGUGCGAUCACCGCGGGGGGGGCGAAGAGUACCAUUCAGGAGUUCCUCGUCAACAUGUCCGCCUCUGCUGACGUCUUGGCUUUGGCCAAGGUUGAGGUUGAUUUGAAUGCCAUUCCCGAGGGCAAGAAUGUCAUCGUCAAGUGGAGAGGCAAGCCCGUCUUCAUCCGCCACCGCACAGCCGCCGAGAUUGAGGAGGCCAACAACAUCAACGUUGCGUCGCUAAGAGACCCCGAGGCCGACAGCGAUCGCGUUCAGAAGCCUGAGUGGCUUGUCAUGUUGGGUGUCUGCACACACUUGGGCUGCGUCCCCAUCGGCGAGGCCGGUGAGUACGGCGGCUGGUUCUGCCCCUGCCACGGCUCCCACUACGACAUUUCGGGCCGCAUCAGAAAGGGCCCUGCCCCUCUGAACCUCGAGAUUCCCGCGUACGAGUUCCCCGAGGACGACAAGCUGGUUAUUGGUUAAAUGCUUGCUACUUUGCUGCGGUUUUGUUGCGGAGAAAAUAAAAAGCGAGCGAAUCGAUAGAAAGAGAGAGAGAGAGAGAGAAAGAGAGAACCUAAAAUGCAAAAACUUGUAUAUUCUUGUCCACCAC